GCUUCCUCCCGCGCAGAAAGUGACUUCCGCUAGUCUUUCCGUGCGGCGCUUUCAGUCUGUCGGAGCUCGGCUGUUCUCAACCCGCGGCGGGGCCGGCGCACCGCAGCCAUGACAGAGGCUGAUGUGAACCCGAAGGCCUAUCCCCUCGCAGAUGCCCAUCUCACCAAGAAGCUGCUGGACCUUGUUCAGCAGUCAUGCAACUACAAGCAGCUUCGGAAAGGAGCCAAUGAAGCCACCAAAACCCUCAACAGAGGCAUCUCUGAGUUCAUCGUGAUGGCAGCAGACGCUGAGCCCUUGGAGAUCAUCCUGCACCUCCCACUGCUGUGUGAAGACAAGAAUGUCCCCUAUGUAUUUGUGCGCUCCAAGCAGGCCCUAGGACGGGCCUGUGGGGUCUCCAGACCCGUCAUCGCCUGUUCUGUUACCAUCAAAGAAGGCUCCCAGCUAAAGCAGCAGAUCCAAUCCAUCCAGCAGUCUAUUGAAAGGCUCCUGGUGUAGCCUGUGGCUCUGCCCUUCCUGUCUGCUCCCACCCUACUCUGUAUCAUACCGUCUGUUAGCAUGUAGUGUUUUCGGCCAGUUUCUAUUAUAAAUAUUGUACUACA
Myodes glareolus (Bank vole) is the source of this 599-nucleotide messenger RNA. RefSeq names its product small nuclear ribonucleoprotein 13 (gene Snu13). Gene Ontology annotation, cellular component: nucleolus; ribonucleoprotein complex. The record is from RefSeq and is a predicted model, not a curated record. Gene Ontology annotation, molecular function: RNA binding. Gene Ontology annotation, biological process: ribosome biogenesis. Lineage: Eukaryota; Metazoa; Chordata; Mammalia; Rodentia; Cricetidae.